GCUUGCCAAGCUCAAGGGACCUAAAAUACAUACAUAUAUAUAUGCUGGCAGCGACUCUGUUCUGUAGAUAUACAUUCAGUCGCUCUUCUUCUACUCUGUUUCUCUUUCACUUCUUCUUCUUCUUCUUCUUAUAGAAUUUGAUCAUGUUCUUAUACUCUGUUUCUUCGCCCUCCCCCCUUUCUCUUUGCCAGCAAUUAGCAGGAUUUUGAUACAUAUAUAUAUAUAUAUAUGAUAAGAAUCUCUCUCUCUGCCUGCAAGCAGGCGCAGCCCCUGGUGGGCUUCCCGGGGGGGCUGAACAUGGAACCAUUCAUCACUCGGCGGCGCAAGGACAAGGUAGUGGUGGUUAUGGGCGCCACGGGCACCGGAAAAUCCAGGCUCUCCAUCGACCUCGCUGCCCGCUUCCCCGCUGAGAUUGUCAAUUCCGACAAAAUGCAAGUCUACAAAGGCCUCGACAUACUCACCAACAAAGUCAGCGAAGAAGAGUGCCAUGGCAUCCCCCACCACUUGCUCGGCUUCGUCGACCCUAGUGCCGACUUCACCGCCGCCGAUUUCCGCCAGCACGCGUCGCUAGCCAUCGACGCCAUCGUCAGCCGCGACCGCCUCCCGAUCAUCGCCGGCGGAUCCAAUUCGUACAUCAAGGCCCUGGUGAACGACGACAUUGAAUUCCAGUCUAAAUACGAUUUCUGCUUUCUCUGGGUUGACGUUUCCUUGCCCGUUCUUCACUCAUUCGUAUCGGAGCGAGUCGACCGGAUGAUCAGAGACGGUUUGGUAAACGAAGUCAGGGAAAUCUUCGAUCCGAAAGCGGAUUAUACCCGCGGGAUCCGCCGAGCUAUUGGAGUUCCGGAAAUGGACGAGUUUUUGAGAGCCGAAUCGACCGGCGAUGAAGAAACCAAGGCGACUCUGCUCCGAGAAGCGAUCGAGAAGAUCAAGUCGAACACCUGCAAAUUAGCUUGCUGCCAGUUGCAGAACAUUCUCAGGCUGCAGAACCAGAUGGAAAGGAACCUCCACCGGAUCGACGCGACGGAGGCGUUCCUGAAGCGGCGGGGCAAAGCCGGCGGCGCCUGGGAGAGCCUGGUGGCGGAGCCAAGCACCAUGAUUGUGGACCAAUUCCUCUUCCAGGACGACUUCGUGGCCGCCGCCAUCGCCUCCGUCUCCGCCCCUAGCUCCAUCAUAGGCGCCACCCCGGCCGCCGUCGCCGCCGCAACUCACUAGAGAAGCCCCCGGCUUUAGUCAAUUAAUAACAAGGAACGCUGUCGCGGCGCCACGUAGCGAGCUGAGAGAAUUGGAACUUCCACUGGUGAUAUAUUUUUUAGGGUUUUCCUUUUUUGCCCUUGUAUAGAAAGGAGGGAAGAGCGGUUACUUUCAGGUUCGUUAAGCACCUGCGCCGGCGGCCGAUCCGAGCUGGAUUUAUAAUUUUAUAAUAAUAAUAAUAAUAAUAAUAAUAAUAAUAAUAGUACAUAUAUUGAUAGAGUGUAGUGGCGGUGUAAGGUAGGUUCUGUGGGCCGUGUAGGCCCCACAGUUUGGUGGACCCCACCGAACUUCGUGUGCCUCUGUGAGGGUUGGGGGAGAGAUUUUGGGUGCUUUGGUGUGACAUGUUUUUGACAUGAGCUGUAUUAUUCUGAGAGUGAGACAACUAGUCUUAUUGUUGUAAUAAUAAUAUAUAAACGACAUUUGGAAUA
This is a messenger RNA of Diospyros lotus (date-plum), 1679 nucleotides long. Its product is annotated as adenylate isopentenyltransferase 5, chloroplastic. Gene Ontology annotation, cellular component: mitochondrion. The record is from RefSeq and is a predicted model, not a curated record. Bases 229 to 1212 code for a protein of 327 amino acids. Gene Ontology annotation, molecular function: tRNA dimethylallyltransferase activity. The transcript has a single exon. Gene Ontology annotation, biological process: tRNA modification; cytokinin biosynthetic process. NCBI's taxonomy places the organism in Eukaryota, Viridiplantae, Streptophyta, Magnoliopsida, Ericales, Ebenaceae.